CCAAGAAAAACGAAAGAGAAACCAAGAAACCGGUGUAUCUUACGMUUUUCUUGCGUCUUCAAGAUGGCAGCAGAAGGUGGUACAUCAGCGAUGUUUGGCACGACUGCAUCUGGUAUCCCAGUAUCACACUUAGAUUAUAGUUAUGUURGAAAGUGUACGAAUGGAACUGAACUAGAAAAGAUACUCAAGGUUUUGAGGUCUGGAGAAGAGGGUUCCUAUCCUGAGUUAACAGAAUUCACUGAAAAAAGGCUCGCAACUAUCCACCCUAAAAGCAAAGCACUGYGCAAAGAAAUACCAAUACAGUCUUACAAUGAUCUGGAUACAUCAGAAAGGGAAGAAGUAUCUGAAGAAUUAGGGGACUGGUUCUCAGAAAUAAGCCACAAAGAUAACUUGUUGAAGAAAGGCAGUAAUAAUCCUUCAAACGGGGAYUUUCUUCCACCAAUACGAUCAGCAAGAACAGUUGGUUCCACUACGUCUGGCAGUGCACAGGUGUCAAAUGGAAAUGGAAGAGAAAGCAAGAAGGGUUCUGUUGCACCAAGAGGAUACCAAGACUGGGAUAAGUUUAAUCCUGAUGAGGAAUUAAAGGCUAUGGAAGAGAAAGAAGAAAAAGAAUUGAAAAAUAAAAAGGAGAAAGCUAAAAUGAAUUCCAAAGAGGCAGAAAUACCUGAUAAAAUUGAAACGGCUGGCAAAACAGAUGAAGAGCUGAAGUCGCUGGCAGAGCACGAGAAGAACAAGGGUAAUGAGGCAUUCCACAGUGGRGAUUAUAAAGAAUCCCUUGUGUAUUACACAAGAAGCAUUGAAUACAAGUCUUCAGCCGCUGCGUACAACAAUAGAGCUUUUGCAGAAUUAAAGCUAGAGAAAUAUGAUGAAGCUAUUCUAGACUGCAAUGUUGUUAUUAGUUUAGAAGCAAAUAAUCUCAAAGCAUUUUUGAGGCGUGCCAUUGCAUAUAAGGGCAAGGGAGAUUUUGGCAGUGCAAGACAAGACUURAACAAAGUGCUGGAUAUUGAGCCUAACAAUAAGAGAGCCAAGACAAGUCUCAAUUCAAGUCAGCUUUAGCAUCACUGUUGUAUAACCGUGCUGCAUGCCUCAGUAAAAUGGGUGAUGCUCUYGGUUGCAUUAAGGACUGUAAUGCAGCACUUGACCUUAUCCCUGGAGCUGUUAAACCACUGGUUAAGAGAGCAGCCGCUCAGGAAAUGCUUGAAAGGUAUAAGCUGUCAUAUCUGGAUUACAAAUUAGCACUCUUUGUUGACUCCACCAACAAGCCUGCUCAGGAAGGGAGAUCAAGAGUUGCCAAGCACCUCAGUAAUAUGUAUGGGCGUGAAUGGAGAACAAAGCUCAAAGACRUUCCAAACCCUUCAACAUCUGUAUCCUCUGAACUGUUGAAUACAGAAAAGACUCAGAAUGAGCCUGCUCUGAAUGUUAUUAAAGAUAAGAAACARACUGAAGAUCACUCUACUAAACCCAGUGGUCUUCAUAAUGGGAAACCGUCAGUGCCACCCACGUUGAGUAAGGCUGAAAAGUUUGAGAAGAGCAAGGAAAGAGGCAAUACUUUUGUCAAACAGGGUAAGCUGGAGCAAGCAGUCAACUGCUAUACUGACUGUAUACAACUCGACCCCAACAAGGCAGUCAGCUAUACUAACAGGGCACUAUGUUACCUGAGAUUGAACAAGUACAAACAAGCACUAGAGGAUUCCUCCAAAGCCCUGGAUCUUGAGCCUGGUAAUGUCAAGGCUUUGUACAGGCGUGCACUGGCCAAAAAGGGCUUACGAGAAUAUGAUAACGCAGCUAAGGAUCUCCUGAACCUGAUCAAGAUUGAGCCAACCAACACAGCUGGAAAGAAAGAACUGGACACCGUGCUCAACCUGUGUAGAGAGGAGCGACGGGAAAAGCAGAAAUCUGCACCUGAAACCAAAGCCAAGAAUGAGGAGAAACCAAGCAAGACUUCCAAAACUGAGCCAAACAACCAGCAGGGACAACAGAAAAAGGCUGCUCGACGACGACGGGUACACAUCGAGGAGGUUAACGGRGAAGAAGAGGACUCGGGCGAGAUCAAGGCAAAACCAUCAAGCUCCAAAUCAUCUCAAGAAUCUUCUUGUCCACUAAGGUCAGGGAAGACUACCAAACCAUCUGCCACGACCAGUAAACCACAAUACACUAGAACAACUACAGAACAGGCUAAACCUGCUAAAGACGCCAAACAGAAGAAAAUCAAGCUGAAUAAGGUCACUCCGUUCGAUUUCUACCAAGCAUGGAAUUCAGUCAAGCAAAACGAUUACGCUACAUAUGCUGACAUCCUGCGACAAAUCCARCCAACUUUGCUUCCUAAAGUGUUGAGUAACAAGCUUGAUGCAGAUAUGUUUCGUAGUAUUGUUCGAGCUGUGUCAGAUCACAUUCUUCCGAAAGGUGAGGAUAAGUUCGCGUUUGGAAUACUGCAGUACGUGUGUAAGGCAGAGCGGUUCAACAUGGCGUUGAUGUUUCUCGAGAAGCAAGAUAUCCAAGCAAUUUGUAAACUCUUCGCCAAACUCUACUCAGCGCGCGCCCAGCAGGAAUUCGUGGAUGUGGACACGUUCAAUAAUGUUCUAAGCAAGUACGAAGUAAAGGCUUAGGACUAGAAAUCUUUCAUUGGUAUAAAAUAUCCGAAUGUAAAUGAAAAACAAGGAAUCCUAGCAAUAUCGAUCAGAGAUCAUGGUUACUCGAAAAUAGAGCUUGUACGUCGUGAAGCAUUACCGGGUCCGAUUCCUUAUCAAAAUAAAAAAUCCAAAAAUCAAGAAAUGUGAACUAAAACUUACCUACCACGUGCAAAGAGCUGAGCAUAACUUUGAUUAAAAAUAACCCAAUUGACCUCCUCGGCUCGGGCGUAAUGUUUUCCCAUUUCACACCACAUGUCAUUCCCUAGAGUAUCAUUUCUUUGUUUAACGGUUGACACAUGAGAAGACACAUGAAUAUGGAUACAACUCAAACGAGGAAUCUUAUUCUCGAGAGAAUGAGAAUGAAAUGAAAUAGUUUUCGACCCGGAAGUGAUUUCGAACGAAUGACGUCACACUUGUGCUUCUGUCACGUGAUGAGUCCAUAAGUGGGAAAUUCAUAUAAAUGGAUACGAAUAGGAAUUCCAUCUUUUCUAUUUGUUUCUAUUUGACUUUAUAUGGCACUUGAGUUACUGUUGAGAGCAUCGGAAUCUUUAUUACUGAUUUUAGUAAUAAACUUGUUCGUAAGUUUUUUUAAGGAAUUUAAUUUCAAAUUCAUCGGAAAAGUUUUUUUUUUCUAAAUGUUUCUUCUUAUGAAUUUCGUUAAUAAAGUUAUAGUUCAUCGUA
Molecule: messenger RNA, 3311 nt
Organism: Actinia tenebrosa (Australian red waratah sea anemone)
Lineage: Eukaryota; Metazoa; Cnidaria; Anthozoa; Actiniaria; Actiniidae
Product: sperm-associated antigen 1
Cellular component (GO): mitochondrion; cytosol
Molecular function (GO): heat shock protein binding
Source: RefSeq, a predicted model, not a curated record